GCAUAAGUAUGCAUUAUGAAUUAAUCGUCAUGUUCUGCAGACCUACAAUAUGUCAGCGCCCAGUUCGAAGCAGCUAUCGAGUGAACGACAGCAAUGAAAAGAUGGACUCUUCUCCAAAUUGCACUGAUUUUAUCGUCAGUUUUUAUGCUUAUUCAAUUAGUGAUAUGGACGAAAUUUUCAUCAAAAGAGAUCGGAGAGCCAAAUCCAAGUAGGGUAAAGGAUGUGAUCAAAGCUUUAAUGAAUGUCUGGGAUCAUGACAAGGGCAAACUGUUCCUGAUGGAUCCAGACAUACUGACAGAAUACGCGGAGGACAAGAUGGAAGGCCAGGCAUGUGGAAGUUUCUGUCAGAGUCAGAAAAGACUUGUCACAUUUGGUGUAAUAGGAGACGUCAAAAAAAGCCUGAGACCUGUUUUCCACCGACUGCGCAGCUACAACUUUGCCGUAGUGGAUUCUAUCGAUGAGUUUCCAGAAUUUGUCGGUGACACAUCAUUCCACGUCACAUCACACGUUUUCCUCCAGAAUAUGAAAUAUCCGGAGCCAUCCGUACAUAUAUUGGUUCUGUACGAGCGUGCUGCUGGGUUUCUGUGGCACUCGAAGAUUCAGGUGGCGUCUAGUGAUCUUUCGUUUGGAUAUGAGGCUGGCUCGUAUAAAAAAUUUGACCUUGAGCAUACUGUGAUAGAUGGUAUAUCUCUAUACAUUCCCAAACCUGUGGAGAAGUUUCUGGAUUCUGUGCCACAAUCCAGAUACAUUGAAUGUGAUCAGAAAAGGGCAGACAACUUCCUGAAAGCUCAUCCUCCCGAUGUAUCAAGCAAAGCAAAAUAUUUUCAAAGGAAGGCCAGACAACUCAUAGCUCAAGGAAAAGAGGUGCUUAAUAAACUUGGAAUGCGAUUCUGGAUCAGCAGUGGAACACUUCUUGGAUGGUAUCGACAGUGUGACAUCAUCACGCAUGCCCAGGAUGUGGAUUUCGGGAUGUGGAUCAAAGACUACAACUCACAACUCAUCCACGAGAUGGAGAAGGCCGGACUACCACUCAAACAUGUGUUUGGCAGGAUCAACGACACGUUCGAAUUAUCAUUCCAAGCUGGGGAUGUAAAGUUAGACAUCUUCUUUUUCUUAACCGGAUCAAAUGGGAAUAAUUUUGUAGGAAGAUCCCUAGGAAAACGGAAGACCUGUAACCAACCGAUCAGCCUGCCUGCAGACGACGAAUCCCGCGUCUGUAUCAGGGAUCUGCCCGGCCUGCAGAACGUACUGAAUGUCUCCCCAGAGCUUGAGUCACCUGAACACAGCUGCUGCCGUGAAAGGAAACGGAAAACUUGUAACCAACCGACCAAACAGUUUGGGCCAAAGACAGGGAAUUUUUCCUUUGAACUUUGA
This is a messenger RNA of Pecten maximus, 1374 nucleotides long. Its product is annotated as fukutin-like. The record is from RefSeq and is a predicted model, not a curated record. The transcript is spliced from 8 exons. Bases 94 to 1374 code for a protein of 426 amino acids. Lineage: Eukaryota; Metazoa; Mollusca; Bivalvia; Pectinida; Pectinidae.